AAAUAGUUGAUCCCGCCCACUUGUUGCAAUGUGAUUUGUUGACGGUGAAAAGGCAUCGUUUGAAUUUCUGUUGGAUGUGCUGACUGCUCGGAGAAGGGCAUUUCUUUUUCCAGUAUUUUAUAAAACAUUGAAUUCGGGAAUAUUGUUCAAUUCCACGGACUUGGUUGCAGUAUUUUUCUCCUUUUGGUCCUGAGCUGUGUGUUGGAGACGAUGCGUCAUGAUAAAUCUGCCAGCCGCCGGAAGGGCACAACCCCUCAACAUCGCCCCCCGCUGCAGACCCCAGGGACCCCUGGUUCAACAUCCCGGUCCCCAAGACUUAGUGGAGUGUCAGUCCAGCCUCCCGUGCCUCCCAAGAAGAAAAGGUUUCGACCAGGAACCAGGGCUUUAAUGGAGAUCCGCAAGUACCAGAAGAGCACAGAUCUUCUGCUCAGGAAGGGACCCUUCUCUCGCCUGGUUCGUGAGGUGUGCCAGAGUUUUUCCACUGAAGCUUUCCGGUGGCAGGUCUAUGCUCUCAUGGCCCUGCAGGAGGCUGCGGAGGCGUUUCUCGUCAUGUUGUUCUCAGAUGCCAACCUGUGUGCCAUCCACGCCAAGCGGGUGACGAUAUUCCCCCGUGACAUUCAGCUGGCCAGGAGGAUCCGCGGGGUGGACAAUCUGUAAAGACAACAGAGUGGACAGCAGGAGGGACAGAGUGUUCUGAUACUAUGAUACUUUGUGUAGUCUGUUCAAACGGGAUAACUGUCGUUAACGUUUUCUGAUUUUGUGCUACAGUAUCGGAAUUCUUUAUUUAAAAAAAGUUUCAUCACAGGUUUUAUGAAAAUGUUACAUUGCAUAUUAGAUCUGAUGUGUUUAUUUUAAACAGUUUUAUUGAUUUUGAUAUAUUAUUGAAGUGUACAUAUUGUUCUCCAUUUAAGUAAACUUAUUUUGUUAAUAAACGGCAAGAUUUUUUCUAUUCCGUA
Cottoperca gobio is the source of this 956-nucleotide messenger RNA. RefSeq names its product histone H3-like centromeric protein A (gene cenpa). The record is from RefSeq and is a predicted model, not a curated record. Gene Ontology annotation, cellular component: nucleosome. The coding region runs from base 211 to 657 and encodes 148 amino acids. Lineage: Eukaryota; Metazoa; Chordata; Actinopteri; Perciformes; Bovichtidae. The transcript is spliced from 5 exons. Gene Ontology annotation, molecular function: protein heterodimerization activity; DNA binding; structural constituent of chromatin.